AUGGCCGACCAAACCGCCGCCGCCUCCUACGUGGACCAAACUCCCAUCGACAAGCUCGAGCGCCGCAAUUCACUGGAGAAGCAUCUCGCUCUACGACCCGAAGAGCAAGAUCUCAAGAACCGGCAUAUCCUCCUAGAUACUACAGCUGCUCCGGCCUUGCAGGCGAAACAGGCUGAGCUGGAAAGGCAGCGGAUUACGGAUAAUUUGAAGAAGGGCCUCUCAAAACGACCAGAGAAAGACGAGCUAGUUGACCGCAAUAUCCUUGCCGACAGCACGGCGGCACCCGCGCUGCAGGAGAAGCAGAGGGAGUUGGAGAAGCAUAUGAGGGCCAAUAGUCUGGAGAAGCAAUUGCAGGGUCGGCCGGGGAAGGAGGAGUUGGUCAAGGGUGGGAUUCUGAAUGUGAACGAGGAUCAUGUGGUGCAGGACUGA
Molecule: messenger RNA, 429 nt
Organism: Recurvomyces mirabilis
Lineage: Eukaryota; Fungi; Ascomycota; Dothideomycetes; Mycosphaerellales; Teratosphaeriaceae
Exons: 3
Coding region: 1-429 (142 amino acids)
Biological process (GO): positive regulation of transcription by RNA polymerase II
Cellular component (GO): nucleus
Molecular function (GO): transcription coactivator activity
Source: RefSeq, a predicted model, not a curated record